AUGGCGCCCCAAGCAUGCCCAAGCUGUAAGUCUACCAACCUGACCGAGGACGAUCAUGGCGGAGAGACGCAUCAUGUCUGCAAAGAUUGUGGUGAAGUCAUCAAAUCUACUGCCUCCUUUGAGCAGGAUAUGAACUACUGGAGUAGUGUGACUUUCUGCAAUGCUGCGGGAUCUCUACAGGGAACAGACUUUGGAAGAUGUCGAAAUAGUGCAAAAGUGGAUCCAAACGGAGCUCCGAGAAAGCUGAUACCGUGGCUGAAGUAUGUGCGAGAAGUUUGCGGCAUGAUGAAGUUGACCUCAGAGAUGCAGAAGGGAGCCACAGAGCUCUUCACACAAGCCUUCAAUCAUCCAAACUUUAGGUACAAGCAGCGAGUGAAGAAGCAAGGACUUUGCGGUGCUGUGAUAUUUGUUCUUUGCAGACGACAAGACUGGCCGGUGCUCUUACCAGAUAUCAGUGACGUUGUACAGUGUCCAAAGAGUGCCGUAUUCAACAUGUUGGAGUUGCUCAAUCGCGAUUUCAAUAUCAACAUCAAACCCCAAUCAAACUGUGAGGACGUUGUGACGUCAGUGCUCAAGAAAUACAGACUCAGCGACGAUACAUUUAGGGAAAAGACGAUCAAGCUGGUGGGCCUGGCAAAAGAUGCGUGGAUCACUUGUGGAAGAUCCUAUGAUGCUAUCAUCCUUGGUGCUGCUUAUCUAGUCUGGAAAGCAUCUGAAGGCAAGGGAAAAGGCUCUCUAUCUCAAGUUGAAUUUAAAAAACGAUUCAAAAUUGCCAAACCCCCAGCUCAGAUGACCAAACGUGUGGGAGAAAUACGACAGGUUUUGAAUCAGCUUUAUCUCAAACUUCCAUGGGUCAAAUCGUCCGGUAAAGUCCGCACGGAUACAGCGUUAUGGCAUCUUGAUGACAUUCUCAGCCAUAAAAGAUUUCUUAUAUCCAGGGUUGGAGCUCCAACUGAAGACGAGGACGCAGAUGAAGUGGAGACAGAUGAAACACAAAAUGAGCAGACUAUUACUAACCCAUGCGGAGAUGCAACAGUAAAUAGUUCCAAUCCUCCGUCGUCCAGAGGUAUUCUACCACCGGCGUGUAGCAUGAAAAGAAAAGCCAAGACGCGCGAUACAGGAAUGGAACCAGCGAGGAAAAUUCCAACACUUGUGCCUUGGAACCCGGAGAUGGAAGGCUUAGAUGAGGAGUUAACUGAGAAAGACAUUCCUGAAUCGGAGAUGCAUCUUUAUGUACGAUCUCAAGAGGAGAUAGAACAGUUUGUGACAUUGCAGAAUGAUAUGGGCUUAUUGGAUAGCGAAGAUCAGGAGGAUGCUUUAUGACAUAAAAAACAAUAAAGGGGACCACUCUCUAUUAGACCAUCCAUCAUUUUGACUUUAAAAGUUUGUCCUAAUAGUUCUAAUUUUAAGUAUUGUUUGAAGCUUUGCAUGGUGUUGAGAAAUACAAAGAAACUAUUAAUAAAUAGUACACUUGCAGG
Messenger RNA from Asterias rubens (European starfish), 1478 nucleotides. RefSeq names its product transcription factor IIIB 50 kDa subunit-like. Gene Ontology annotation, biological process: transcription by RNA polymerase III; transcription preinitiation complex assembly; DNA-templated transcription initiation. Gene Ontology annotation, cellular component: transcription preinitiation complex; nucleus; transcription factor TFIIIB complex. NCBI's taxonomy places the organism in Eukaryota, Metazoa, Echinodermata, Asteroidea, Forcipulatida, Asteriidae. Bases 1 to 1323 code for a protein of 440 amino acids. Gene Ontology annotation, molecular function: RNA polymerase III general transcription initiation factor activity; RNA polymerase III type 3 promoter sequence-specific DNA binding. The transcript has a single exon. The record is from RefSeq and is a predicted model, not a curated record.